AAUUAACCUCUCACUGGAGAAGAUUUGUACAGCCCCUCUCAUGGCGUAUUAAGUGGAUUGAAUUGCAAGUCAUGCAGCUUCAGUUUCAAGCACGAAAGUAUGACAAAGAACUUGCGGGCUACAACCACCAAAACAAUUUUCAGUUGGAGGGUGUGAGAACAAAAAGUUUUGGCUCAAAGUCACUUCCACUUUCCAAUAACAGACCUAGAAGUAAGGUUCUAAAAAGAAAGAAAAGAAAAAGAGUCGAAGAUACUGAGGACACAGCAAUAUAUAUGUCUCGCCACAAUUUGUUUUCUUACUAUGAACGUAAAAAAUCUUUUGUUGAUGGUACUUCUCUUGAUGAUGACUGUGGCCCUACAGCAAUUCCCAUUGAAAAGGAAAAUGGCAAUCAUGGAUUUGGGGCUAACGGUGAACAUCUAUGGUUUGGGUCCAGAGGUGAACAUAAUUCCUCUGAACAAAUACUCCGUAAGAUUGGUGUUUUGCAAUCACAAGUUAGCCAGCUUAGAAGUAGAGUUGACAAGGUAUUGAGUGAAAAUGCAGGGAAGUUUUCUAGCACUGAUAACUUGAGCUUGUUUUUACCCUGCAAUGCUUUGAGCAGCUCUUCUCGAAAUCCUUCAUCUCCAAAGAGUGGGGGCAAAAUGGCUGUAGGGUCUUCUCUGGCAUCUCAGCUUAUUUCUGACUAUAACACCGGAGAUAUGAUUGCACCUCAAGGUGCCAUUUCAACUCGAGGAGAUGGUACAAGCAUCCCUGAUGUGAUUGAAAGUACAAGCCAAUCUCUUAUUGGUGGCAUAAGCAAUGGUGAAGGUGACAUUCUAAUCGACAAUAAAAGGAUGAGUAAUCUAGAGGAGGUCAUGAUUCAUCAAGUAGAAAACUCUUGCGUGCCUCCCGCUGUUGGAGAACCUGAGCUGCCGGUAGAAGUUCAACCAGCUCCAAAAAUCCGCUCGCUUUCCAAGCUUUCUUCAUCCAAGAUCAAGAAGAAGAAGACCAGGAGAAAGGCUCGAAGGUGGAGCCGCAGAUCCUCCACUUAACUUCUUCUAUUCCACCCAUACAAGGCUCCUUGAAAUAUUUGUCCAUCCUUGUCUUUUCUGCAGGGAGCAUAGAAAUUUUUGUAUAUGCUGUUUGGAAAUGCAUCACCUCAUACAUGCUACUCUCUAUGUUAUUUCUGUUUGAAUGUUUUAUACUUUUAUAUGCUUGAUUGGUCCAUGUAGCAUUAUAGAUUUGAAAAGUGGCCUAUGAUUUCAUUAUAAAGGUUCUUAUUCUCAGUUUCUCA
Ipomoea nil (Japanese morning glory) is the source of this 1270-nucleotide messenger RNA. RefSeq lists its product as uncharacterized. The transcript has 4 exons. Lineage: Eukaryota; Viridiplantae; Streptophyta; Magnoliopsida; Solanales; Convolvulaceae. The record is from RefSeq and is a predicted model, not a curated record. The coding region runs from base 72 to 1028 and encodes 318 amino acids.